Cryptomeria japonica (Japanese cedar) is the source of this 2320-nucleotide messenger RNA. Its product is annotated as protein MAIN-LIKE 2-like. The record is from RefSeq and is a predicted model, not a curated record. The transcript is spliced from 3 exons. Gene Ontology annotation, biological process: meristem maintenance; meristem development. The coding region runs from base 52 to 1353 and encodes 433 amino acids. NCBI's taxonomy places the organism in Eukaryota, Viridiplantae, Streptophyta, Pinopsida, Cupressales, Cupressaceae.
AUGAAAUGAGUGAUAGAGGAAAAUUAGGGUUUUGAAAGCAAAGGUAAAGGAAUGAAAGUAUAUACCUUGAAAGAGACAUUUGCAUUUGUCACUUUGUUGAUUCUGAGUACUGUUCAUUGCAGCGGAGCCCACAUAGCCAUCAUCAUGCUUUCACGACGACCGGAGCGUCCCACGAGGAUUGAGAUCAUGCGACAGGCCGUGAUCGACGACGAGCCACUGGACGAGGGUCUCCCGUACAUGAGAGAGCACACGGCGGGGCAGAUUCUUCGCAGUUUGCGAGAUCAGAUUCCCCGACUUACUCAGGCAGAGAGAGACACAUUGUCGAUAGUAGGUUUGUGGUGUAUGAUUCUUAUGCCGGCCAUCCGAUUUCAUCCUGCGAUGCCGAUGGCACUCAUGGAGCGAUGGGAUCCUGACACAUGCACGUUCCAGCUUCCAGUAGGGGAGAUGACGGUGACACUUGAGGAUGUGUACCGCAUUCUUCGCCUACCGAUCAGAGGAGCUACCGUGACAUAUGCGACCGAUCGGUCAGUAGAGGAUCAUCAGAGGGAGCAGGUAUAUUGCAUAGGGAGAGUCAUGCCGAGUGAGACGAGAGGUCGUAUCAUGGUCAGCUGGCUCUUACAUCCUACAGGAGAGGUGCCCCUCAUGAGACGUCUUAUGAUAGCCAUCAUUGCACUAGCUGUCUGCCUUAACGGGCGAGGUACACACAUGCAUGGGGGUUUCACAUGGUGCAUCAGGGCUAUGGAGAGACACAGGAGAGUAUAUGCCUGGGGUCGGAGUAUGCUUGCACAUCUCUAUCACGACCUCGAGGAGUAUGUUUUCGGACAGGUUUGCAGCUUGAUGACAUGCACACUUCUGCAGGUGUGGAUAUUUGAGCACUUUACAUGCACCAGGCCUGUCGGCUAUCCGAUGAGUACGGCUAGCGAGCGACCUAGGGUAUUUGCUUAUCCACUUACCAGUGAGUGGAGAUUUGGAGAUCUAUUGUAUUGGAGAGUGAUAGUUGACAGAUUGACAGCCGAGGUGACCGUGUGGAGACCAUAUCUGCCGAUGCACAGAUGGGAUGGGAUGGAGAGACAGUUAGCAUGCCUACAGAGGAACCGCCUACUGAGAGGACGAUAUCCACACAUCAUAGUCCCAUUCUACUUUGACCGAGUACGGAGGCAGUUCGGGCUAGAGCAGUGUGUCCCAGCCGAUGUGCCCAUCUACACUCGACACUCACGAGUCCUUCCCAGACCCAAAGCAGUAGCGAGACCGACGAUAGACGAUAUCGAGAUCACAGAUAUAGAGGGGUCCGACCAGGAUGUGGUCACUGAUUAUGCUGCAGACCCCGGGGCACAGCGCAGAUAUCAUUCCUAGUUUAUGAGAUCAUACCCAGGGCCUAUCUUUCCACCAGAUCACCCGACAGGCCAUCCAGGUCCAUGGAGGCAUGGAGAUCGAGAUGAGGAUCAGGGAUCCAGAUCGGAGGAGCCAGAGGAGGGAGAGGGUCAUGAAGAGGCAGGAGGUCCUGAUCCGCCUAUAGGAGAUCAGCCUAGUGCCGAGGAGGAGGAGGACGAGGAUGACGAGGAGGAGGAGAGAUGAUGAUGAGGAGAACGAGGAUGCAGAUGAGGAUGGGGAUGACGAGGAGGAGGAGGAUAGAGAUGAUGAGGAGGAGUCAGAUGCAGCUCCUCACCAUUCAGGGGAUGAUACCGUAGCCUUAGAUCCUCCCGUUAUUCCCCAAAAGGGGGAACACGAGGCGCUACGGAGACCUGCACCUAUCGCGCACAGAUCGCUCGAGCGUGGGGAGCCUAGUAGUUCCCAGUCACAGAUGCUACCAUAUCACGAUCCCUACUGGCGUGAGGGAGAUCCAGCUAAUGUGCAGGAGUGGCGCUCCUUGAUCCAGCAAGCAGUGACAGAUAUCUCCACGACAGCGCAGAUCCCUAGUUCCUCACAGGUUGCUUAUAGACCUCAAGGGAACGCGAGUCGGCAUGAUGAUUUGUUCUCCCCAUUUCGAGUAUAGGUAGAGAUAUGGAGGGAGAGAGAGCGGGCUCUAUCAGAGGACCUUCAGCGAGCACAACGUGAUCUAGCAGCAGCUCAGGCCGAGGCUACCUCGUAUCGCGCUAUCCUUAUGGAUAGGGAUCGUAGGAGUUCCUCUCGGAGCCAUUCACGAUCUAUAUCACGGUAUACGCCUAUGGGUCCACCUGCACGGCCGGAUCGGGAGGGAGCAUCUAGUCGUCACUCUCCGGCCACCAGCCCUAGGGAUAGAAGAUGAUUUUAUGAUGUAGGGUAGGUCAUAUUUCGGGUGUAUAGGGACCUACCUUUGUAUAUUGAUCCACACACACACAUA